AUGUAUACCGGAGCGUUCGGUCAUAAACUUUGUUUGCUAAUACAGCAGCGGUCGUUCGUAGUGUUCACUCCAGGGCUUCCGGCUUCUCCGAGAAGGCGGCAGGAGGUACCUGCCCACGCCCCCGUCACGGCCCAGGCACUGCAGGCCUCCCUUGCUGCGUCCCCGGAGCACAGCUCCGGCCGAGGCCGCAGGCUUGCUGCAGAGGUUCGCUGCCUUCCUUCUUUUGGAGCUGUGGCUCACGUGCAGACUGAGGCUGUGGUGAUCACAACUCAUUACCUAGGAAGGAAGAAACAGAAGCUUGCCAAAGAGAGAGCAGGGCUUUCCAAGUUGCCUGAUCUGAAAGAUGCUGAAGCAGUUCAGAAGUUUUUCCUUGAGGAGAUUCAGCUUGGCGAGGAACUACUAGCUCAAGGUGAAUAUGAGAAAGGUGUUGAUCACUUGACCAAUGCCAUUGCUGUGUGUGGACAGCCGCAGCAGCUACUACAAGUUCUACAGCAAACUCUUCCACCGCCGGUGUUUCAAAUGCUUCUAACUAAGCUCCCUACAAUAAGCCAGAGAAUUGUAAGUGCACAGUGCUUGGCUGAAGAUGAUGUUGAAUGAGGUCACACCACAACAGGGGGGGAAAAUGUUUUCUUACCCCAGAAGAUGAGCAUCAGUAGGGGGAUAAAGGGGCAAACAUAGUAGUUAAUGGACUGUGUACCACAUCGGGUUCUACCAGAGUUAAAAUUAACUUUGUGUAGGUGGGUUUCGCAGGAUUUUAUUUAUUAUCCCAGUGAAAAGUGUAUUUUGAUAAGAAUUCAUUUUAUAAAUACACUGUGUUGAGUUAUCAAAGUAUCACUAACUUCAUGAUUAUUAAAAUAUGCAGUUGUAAUGUUGUACAUAUAAAGACAUAAAACUACGACCUAUUAAAAACCCAAUGCUCAUUUUUGAAAAAACAAAGUUAUGGCAAUAAAGAUUUAUCUGCACUUGUGUGUCCCUAUAGUACUACUUUAAAUUUCAGAACAUUUGAGUGUCAGAGCAAAUGAUCUAAAAAUGACUUAACAUUAAAAUUUAUUUUUAAUGUUA
Molecule: messenger RNA, 1062 nt
Organism: Nipponia nippon (crested ibis)
Lineage: Eukaryota; Metazoa; Chordata; Aves; Pelecaniformes; Threskiornithidae
Source: RefSeq, a predicted model, not a curated record